CGGCGGGCAGGGAGGUAGGCCGUGGCUGCAGGCAGUGUGGGGCGGGCAGGCCCGAUCGGCCCGGGUCCCCGGGGUGCUGCACCCUCGCCGCGUGCAAUAAGCGAUUCCUCCAGACCGGGGACCCCGGGCCUGGCGGGGGUCCGAGAGUCGGUUCUCCCAGAUCCCGUGUUUCCCGAACCGAGCGACCGAGCCCAGUGUCCUGCAGAGGACGCUCGCCGGCGCGUUCUCACCACUGUCAAUGUGUCACCCCUUUGCCUAGCUCCACCCCGCGGGCUGGGAAACCUGGCAGCAGACGAUCCCCAGUCCCCCGGGCCCAGGCACCGCGCUGCCCCUCCUUGUCUCCUCCCGGCCACGCGCUACGAGCCCGGGAUGCAGCUCUCCAGCAGGGCGGCAGCCAGGGAGGCGGCGAGCCGCGACGUGCUGGCCGCGGACCUCCGCUGCAGCUUCUUCGCCUCGGCGCUGCAGAGCUACAAGCGAGACUCGGUGCUGCGGCCCUUCCCCGCCUCCUACGCCCGCCACGACUGUAAGGACUUCGAGGCCCUGACUUCUCUGUUUGGAGAGGGGACCUACCUCACAAGUGACUUGAGCCUGGCCCUCAUUUACAGCCCUCACGGCCACGGGUGGCAGCAUAGCCUCCUUGGCCCGAUCCUUAGCUGCGUAGCUGUGUGUGAGGUCAUCGACCAUCCAGAUGUCAAGUGCCAAACCAAGAAGAAGGAUUCCAAGGAAAUAGACCGCAGCAGAGCAAGAAUCAAGCACAGUGAAGGGGGAGACAUCCCCCCUAAGUACUUAGUAGUCACCAAUAACCAGCUUCUGCGGGUGAAGUACCUACUGGUGUAUUCCCAGAAGCAGCCCAAGAGGGCCUCAAGCCAGCUCUCCUGGUUAUCCAGCCAUUGGUUCAUGGUCAUGAUGUCCCUGUAUCUGCUGCUGCUGUUCAUUGUGAGUGUCACCAACUCCUCCGCUUUCCAACACUUCUGGAAUCGGGUGAAGAGAUGAUCCCAGGUGCCUGGAAUGGGGCCACUCACCAUGUGCCUUAUGGAAACUCGUCCUCUACCUCCUGCAUGUCACAUCCGGUCGGGUCGAGUCUGGGGACCAGCUGCAGGGGUGCACAGGAUGAUUUUUAUAUGCCAUAAGUGUACUGAUUGCCUUUACUGAUGUGCCCAGACACAGUCCAGCCAAUGGGGGGAGCCCUGGCCCCUCACGUGUUGGUUUCAGGGGUGUCCUACCAUCUGCUUCUUCCUAAGAUGAAGGGAGGUGGCUGGCUCUUCAGCCAGGGCCAAAGGAAAAAGUCCUGCUGCAUUUAAAAGCAAAGUGUCCAAGUUGUCCGUGGUGUGUUUACAAUUGCCCAGAUGGAGGCCGGCCCUGACGCUAAUGCCUUUUGGAAGACAGAACAUGUGCAACGGAAUGAUAAUCAUUAGGCGGCUGCCUUGUUUUGACUCAAGACACCCAAGAGGGACAGUCGUGUUUCUCAUAAAAAUAUCAGUGGGAUCGUUUGGGGAUUCCAUCGGCUUUAGUCUGCGGGUGCAAAACAUUCUAACGGUUUUCUCAGAUCAACAACAGUCUCUGCCACAGCUGAACCCCUUCUCCUCCUUAACCACACAAGAGGAGGAGCCACGGGCGGGAUAACAAAAUGCAGAUUCAACAACUAGCAACUCUGUCAUCUUUUUCUAAAAAUGACCAGCUGCUGAUUACAGCUCAAACGGAACCAAAUGUUUGCGUUUUCUGUUUUUGUGGUUUGUUUGUUUGACAAAUUAGCCUCUACGAGCUAAAUAGAGGGGGAGAUGUGUGAACCCGGAGCACCAAGUGGCGGGGUCCACAGCCUCUUUCUGGUUUUGUUAUGGAGAAGGGUCCAAGCCAUAGGCUCACAAGGGUCCCACAAAGCUGCCUUGAUAUACAACACUGUAGGCUUUCAGGGGCCUGGUGGCCUUCAAGGCAGAGCCUGCCUCAGUGGGCCACAGAUCUCCAUGAGCUGAGUCUCCGUCCGAGGAGUCUGAGCUUGAGUUGUGAGCAGAGCCCCGGUCAUCCUUGCGGUGUUGUUUAUUCCUUCCUUCCUGCCAGGCUCCAACCGCUGAAGAACCCUGUCUCCUGGGAGUGGAAUUUCCAUAGAGCAGGAGAAAUAAUUUCCCCUAUAAUUUGUAUAUCUUGUGAAAAAGCAACCAUGAUGACUUUUAAAUCCAGUAGUGGGACAUUUAAAAAAAAAACAAAACAAUAAAGAUA
Messenger RNA from Arvicanthis niloticus (Nile rat), 2214 nucleotides. The record is from RefSeq and is a predicted model, not a curated record. Lineage: Eukaryota; Metazoa; Chordata; Mammalia; Rodentia; Muridae.